Molecule: messenger RNA, 3086 nt
Organism: Brassica rapa (field mustard)
Lineage: Eukaryota; Viridiplantae; Streptophyta; Magnoliopsida; Brassicales; Brassicaceae
Product: AT-hook motif nuclear-localized protein 3
Molecular function (GO): minor groove of adenine-thymine-rich DNA binding
Source: RefSeq, a predicted model, not a curated record
ACUGAUAGAAAUUAAUUAAUUAAUUAUAACUGAAAAAUUUGAUCGUUAGAGAAUUUUUCACUAAUACUAAAAACGAUACAAAUUUUCUAAAGGUUAAAAAUGAUGGGAAUAACUAUUAUUAAAAAUUAACAUCUUCCCCGAAUGGAUAAAGCUUUAGCGGAAAAAAAAACAUUAUUAUUAAAAAAUGAAAAAAAAUUACCUAUACAAAAAAAAAUGGAUCAAACGAUUUUGAUAUCGUUUUGUGAUUGUUAAUUAACAAUGGUGAUAUUAGCAAUCAAACACAGUAUUAUACAGAGCAAACUAUUGAUUAAUUUUUUUAUCAACAAUAUUGGACAAGUUAAACUAUAUUUUAAAACUUUUUACAUCUCAUAUAUAGAUUAAAGCUGAGAAUAAUUAUUUGGCAAAUACAUUGAAGACUUGAUCAACAGAUUAAAUCUAAGAAAUACUUACUUGGCAAAUACAAUGAUGACAAUGUAUUUUUUUGGUCAACUCAUAAUGUAAUCUGUUCAUUAGUUCAUAUGAGCGCCUCCUUAGCAAAACAUUCGAGGAUAGGCCCUCUUUUUGCAUACCGUCGUCAUCUAUGUGACAUAACAAUUCUCAAAACUAGGUCAAACGUGCGAUGAUGUACUAUUAGACAUGUGAAAAUGGAUUCUGACAAAGCCCAGACCGUGGAUUUCAGAAAAAGCACCGGAGAGGCCCACACAGAGUUGUGGUAGUUAGGGAGGAAUAUUAGUCAAAGUUUUGUAUGUUCUCAGUCAACCAGAUUAGACCAAAAGAGAUGUAUAUCUGUAAUGUUACUGUAGAGUGUAGACUAGAAAAAUAAAAAAGGCAAUUUGGCAUGGCUCAAACGUUACGUUUCCUGUUUUGCUUUACAGCCUUUUCCAUAUUUUCAAUAUUAUCCCAAAUAAAAAAAUAUAAACCCAUUAGGUGCGUGAACAAAAAUGUCAAAUACAAACUAUUCACUUAACCAGGUAAUUAAUUUCCGAAUAAAGUCGUGAUUUUUACCUAUUUUCUAAUUCAUCACAAAUUUAAAAUAUUUCAAUUUAAGUAAGUUCAAAACCAUUAGUUGACUGAAGGGAAAUGAAAAAAUACCAAACCAUUCACUUAACCAUGUAAUUAGUUUUCGAAUCAAGUCGUGAUUUUUAAUAUAUAUACCCAUUUAUAUUAUUAAAAUCUGCAGUUUUCAAUCUCUUUUCUUUUUCUUGAUUAUAAAAUUAUAAUAUCCAUAUGGUUUAUUCCAUUUUUUAUUUAUUAUUUAUUCCCAAAACCCUAAUUUCACCUUCACCAUAAGAAAUUUCUCCCCAAACUUAAACCACCCUCUAGAAAAUAAAAAUCAGAUCUUACUUUUUUGAUUAUAGUUAUCGAUGUUUUAGAUCAAACUUUCUGAAAUUAAGAUUGAAUCCUCACAUGGAAGCUCAGCUCUGUUUGUAUCUCUUUCGUAGCUUCUACUGAUCUCUUCCCUGCUCAGUCCCUCAAAAGACUUCACCUUUCAUUUUCACUCUUAUCUCUAAAUCUUAAAACUUUAUCGAGCUUGUACAAAAAAAAACAAGCUUGAAUCUUUCGUGAUCACCAAGAUUCAGAGGGGAUCUGAGGGAUUCUUUUGUUCUGUCUGGGCCAUACUCUUUUGUCGGAAUCUCUCCCAAAUCUUUAUGUCCGAAUGGAGGAGAGAGAAGGAACCAACAACGUCACCAGCUUCGGUCUGAACCAACAACAACAACAUGAAGCUGCUGCUUCUUCUUACCCGAUGGACCCACCACGACCCGAUAACCCGAACCCCUUUUCCGCCCCACCCAUCACUUCUUCUUCCUCCGCCGCCGCGGCUGUGGAGAAUGCGGCUCCUCAGUUCAGCUUAACAAUGCCGGCGGCGGAGACCGGCUCCUCCGAGCAGAAAAAGAAGAGGGGAAGGCCGAGAAAGUAUAACCCCGACGGGACUCUCGCGGUGACUCUCUCUCCGAUGCCAAUCUCCUCCUCUGUUCCUUUGUCGUCGGAGUUUCCUCCUAGGAAGCGAGGAAGAGGACGUGGCAGGUCUAGUCGGUGGCUCAAGAAGUCCCAGAUGUUCCAGUUCGACAGGAGUCCUGUUGUUACCAAUUUGACAGGUGCAGGAGUUGCUGCCGCUGCAGAUUUUGCGGGAGCAAACUUUACACCGUAUGUGCUCACAGUAAACGCUGGAGAGGAUGUGACGAUGAAGAUAAUGACAUUCUCUCAGCAAGGUUCUCGUGCUAUAUGCAUCCUCUCAGCUAACGGUCCCAUCUCCAAUGUUACGCUGCGUCAAUCUACUACAUCCGGUGGUACCCUAACUUACGAGGGUCGUUUUGAGAUUCUCUCUUUGACGGGUUCGUUUAUGCAAAACGACUCCGGAGGAACUCGAAGUAGAGCUGGUGGUAUGAGUGUAUGUCUCGCAGGACCAGACGGUCGUGUCUUUGGUGGAGGACUCGCUGGUCUCUUUCUUGCUGCUGGUCCUGUCCAGGUGAUGGUCGGGACAUUUAUAGCGGGUCAGGAGCAGUCACAGCUGCAGCUAGCAAAAGAAAGACGGCAAAGAUUCGGGUCUCAACCAUCUUCCAUCUCCUUUAACUUCACUGCUGAAGAACGGAAGGCGAGAUUCGAGAGGCUCAACAACUCUGUCGCCAUAGCUGCACCAACUCCUUCGUAUCAGCAUGAGAACACAGCGAACGCGGUUCACAGUUACUACACAAACUCGGUUAACCACGUCAAGGAGCCUUUCUCUUCCAUGCCAGGAGAUGGAGGACAUGAGGAGGGAGAAGGUGAAGAGGAUGACAAUGAGUUAGAAGGUGAUGAGGACGGAGAGUUUGGAGGUGAUAGCCAAUCAGACAACGAGAUUCCGAGCUGAUGAUGAUGAAUCUUUGCUGUUUCUUUUUCAGAGAUUUGUUAGGGGUGAUGGAUGGGUUUUCAAGUUGAUGUUGAUUUUUUUUUUUUUGUUAACAGAGAAUGUUUAGAAGCUGGCUAUCAUUAGGCUCUCUAUCCUCUUGUGCUUGUUGUAGUAUCCAUGUUAGAAAACAAACUUACGAUUUCAAAAACUCUCUUCCUUCAAAACAGUUCUUACUUUGUUUUUCCAGUUAAUGUUUCAA